AUGUUGUUGGGUUUACUGGCUAGCGUGAGUGCCUUCAAACUGUUCGGAUCUCCACAAGAUGGCAUAGACCUAUGUCAAGAUAAUCCGUAUAAUUGUUCCCCAUGCCCUGACCACUCACUUUCCGGAAGAGACGAAGGAUUGGUCUGCUCGAAGAGGAACAUAGCAGAACUCGUUGAAGCCAUGAAUGUCCCGCCUCACAUCCAAAGAUUGGAUUUCUCCCAAAAUGAGAUUAAGCUAGUGCAGGACGGAGCCUUCGCUGUCGUUGGCUCUGUCAAAGUCCUCGAUUUUUCACGAAAUAACCUGGAGACCAUCGAUCCCUACGCCUUCGCCGAAUUCGAUGAGUUGGAGCGACUGUUCCUGUACAAGAAUCAGCUGAUCAAACUCGAAGAAAAUACAUUUCUAGGUUUAGAUUCUUUGUUGGAAUUGGACGUGAGAUCUAAUAACAUCAGGACCGUUGGGGAAAACACGUUUCAAGGCAUUCCCCAGCUUAAGAAAUUGGAUUUCUCCUACAACUUCUUCGAUGAUGUAAAAUCCCUCCGAUUGUCUCCUCUCAAGUCCCUGGAAGAACUGAAUCUUCAAGGGAUGGGAAUCAAGGAUUUCUCCUCCGAAGACUUCAUAACCCUGGAAAAACUUCGAGUUCUCGACCUGAGUCGAAAUGGAUUCAAUGAAGUACCGGCAAGUGGCUUGGAAUCGAUUAGAGACAGUCUAGAAGUCUUGGAUCUGUCAGGAAACCCAAUAACACGAAUUAGGGCCGGAGAUUUCGAACAUUUCUCGUCCUUGAAGGUCCUUCGGUUGAACAAUAUGCCGAAUUUGAAGGCUGUUGAUGGUUUCGGAUGCAAGAGUCCGAAGAACAUGGAGGGUCGGAUCAUCAAAGAACUCCAAACAGAUGACUUUGACUGUCCUGAGACGUUCUGGCAGAGGGAACGAAGUCUUUUCCUACUCAGCGUUGUCUUCCUCUUUCUCACUUUCAUCAUCAUGCUUAUUUACAUCACCCUGAGGAGUGGCAUUACCAAGAAGCUUUCUCCACGUCGCCAAUACAUCCAGAACCGGGGUUAUUCCCGGGUUAAAGGAGGGAAAGACUCCGUGUAUUUGGAAUGGGCCAAUCCGGAUCAGUGAUCCCUUAGAAUCACAAAGUGACACGAGGCUGAUUCCUCCAACUUUCUUCGUUGCCACCGUCGUGAUCGUGUCGUCUGAAGACAAAUGGAGAAAGAGAGUGAGAUUGUUGAAUCAAAAACUCCCAUAUAGUUUGUGCAGAUGCAAAAUCAUUUGUAAUAAAGUGAUGAGUGAUUCGGAGUAGUAGAGCGUGGUCUAAUUAGGAAUCGUAGAGAAUAUCGUCUCGGUCCACUGCAAG
Messenger RNA from Darwinula stevensoni, 1351 nucleotides. The record is from the annotation of a GenBank genome assembly. Lineage: Eukaryota; Metazoa; Arthropoda; Ostracoda; Podocopida; Darwinulidae.